UCGCUUUCGUUGCCCUCCAAAUCUCCCGUAUCGAUUCUUCACGUUCUAGUUCGUGCGUUUUGGGGGCGUCGUCGUCGCAGAGACGCCCGUCGUCGGUCUACAAACCGGCGCUAGAUCGACAGUAGACCUGUUGUCGUCGUUGUAUAAACACCCGAAAGACAUAUGGCCUAAGAAAUACGACGCUGGUGAACAAAAACAGCACCCAAAAAUAUAGAUUUUCGCAACAAAACAAGUGUUGCCACCAUGACGACUGAAGAUAAUGGAAAUGUGGGCUUUUUAAAGCCAACAUCGAGCAGUAACGAAGAUUUGAGUGAAUAUACGGACGCCGAUGAGAGUAUUUCAGCGCCUACUGAGUUUCUAGCAGAGUUUCUAUCGGCCGUAAUGCUGAAAGAUUACGUUACAGCAUUAAAAUACUGCAAACUGAUCCUGCAAUACGAGCCCAACAAUGCGACAGCAAAGGAAUUCUAUCCUCUGAUUCUGGAAAAGCUCCAGGAGACUUUUACGAGUUCGCCGACGGAGGAGGAAAAUAGUAGCAGUGAGGGUGAGGAUGAUGAUGGACAACAACAACACAGUGAAGAGAAUUCGUCGAGUAGUUCGGAUUCGGAUAGUGAAGAAAGUGAAGAUGAGGAGGAGGAGGAGGAGGAGGAGGAGGAGGAGGAAGAGGAGGAAGAUGAAGUUGGGAGAGAUAAACAAUCGAAAGGAUCGUCAGAUGGAGGAGAUGCGACCACUGGAAGUUAUUCGAGUCUUGAAGAUGAUGAAGCUGAAACGGAUCAGUUGGCAGCACUGGCGGCCAAGUAUCAGAUUGAUAAUGUCAAUCUGGGCAAUGGAAAUAAAAUUUACGCGACAAAUUUCGGUGAGCACUUAUCAAACGUCGAUAAGACCACCCUCAUCACCAACCCCCUCCCCUUCGGCACCAGUUCCGACUCAGAAUCGCCAACCGAGCCCGUCAGUCAACAAACCGUUCAAAUGCUACGUGCCAGAGUCGUGCCAAAACAAUAAACCCAUCUCUAGUUUGUGUCUACUCUCAUCUCUAUUACUAGGGACAAUACCACCAACCAUUUAAAAAAAAAUCCCCCCCAAAAAAAUUUAGAUUAUUCCUUAGAGAAAAUAAAAAUGUCUCAAUGUUUCUUAGCAGAGUUGGCGACGAGAAAGGAAUGUCAGUGAUAUAUUUUUGUAUUUUUUGUAAGUAGUUAGACCUGAAUAUAACUGACCAAGUAACAAAAGAAAUUAGUAAAAAAAACACAAAAAGAUAGUUGAGUGAUUUUUUUUGCAAGACUGAGAUAUUGAACUAGACCCAACAUAUCUCUAUCCUUGUUCUAUAGCCUUAAACGACAUAGAUUCGUCCUUUUUUAAUUCGAUUGAUGUGUUUUAUGGUGAGGCCUUGUACACUCUCUGUCAUAAAUUUUAGUAAUUAAAAUAAAGCAUAUCA
Tribolium madens (black flour beetle) is the source of this 1429-nucleotide messenger RNA. Its product is annotated as histone H3.v1. The coding region runs from base 244 to 999 and encodes 251 amino acids. Lineage: Eukaryota; Metazoa; Arthropoda; Insecta; Coleoptera; Tenebrionidae. Gene Ontology annotation, molecular function: protein binding. The transcript has 6 exons. The record is from RefSeq and is a predicted model, not a curated record.